Messenger RNA from Gongylonema pulchrum, 525 nucleotides. The record is from the annotation of a GenBank genome assembly. Lineage: Eukaryota; Metazoa; Nematoda; Chromadorea; Rhabditida; Gongylonematidae.
AUGGAAGGAGCGAAGGAUUGCGGGGAUGCAGUCGAGUUGCCUAGACGUCAUGCCGGAGAUGAAACCGAUGAGCAAGCUUCUCCUGGGCCGGAAGCGCAUGCAGCAGAGUCAGCACAUGGAAACAGUCCCCCAAGCGAAGCGAGAUACCUGGGGGAGCUUGUCGAAGUGCUACUCAAACUAGGUGAGUACCGGAACCAGCAGAUCGGGGGCAGAGACAAGUUUCGCCUUACGUAUGGGCUUGUUAUCCGGGAGAUCGAUCGCGUCUGGAAUCUCGUGUACGCGAGGGCUCGUAGAAAUGGCAUCUUACCGUACAGACGCUACGUACACGAGAUACCAACUACUCGUUUGGUCGUACUGGAAGAAAAAGUCCCAAUCCCAGAACGUCCGGAAUGCAAAUUUAUCGGGCGCAUUCUGGGACCGCGUGGAAUGUCCGUGAAGCAGCUGGAAGCACGAACGCAGUGCACUAUUUCGAUUCAUGGCAGGGGUUCUGUCAAAGUAAGGAUCCAGUGCAGUGAAUUACUUUAA